AUGAACUGGUGCCAGUUCAAGCUGGGCGAGUGGCAACUGGAAAGUGGAGUGGUGCCAGUUCAAGCUCCACCAGCUGACAUGUUUGGGGGAAGUUUCGGUUUCGGUACCGGGAUAGUGGUCCUAGCUGCUAAGUGGCCGGAUCCCGGACCACUUAGCAGAGGGGACCACUGGAUCAAUUUCACUGGUUCCACUCCAAGUGGGACCAUCGUGAAGAUGGUCCCACUCACUAAGUGGGACCUGUCCAAAAACCACUUUGAAGUGGUCCCACUCCAGAGUGGUCCCAUUCUGAAGUGGUUUAACGAACUGGUCCCCCAUGGGACCACUUGGCAAGUGGGACCCGAGUGGGACCAUCACCAGGAAUCAUGCUGCAUCUGUGGGUUUCAUCAUGGCAACCCAGAUAAGCUCCCGAGUAGCUCCCAGUUCCGCUUAGAGGAGAAAUCAUUUCCAAACUUGCUAUUUCGGCUACGACCAGUUGCUAGCUGGUAUUUUGAACUGGGACCAGUCCAAGGGACCAGUUCAAGCUGGGACAAGCUGCCAACUGGUUUUGAACUGGUCCCAGUUCAAACUGGGAGCAGCUCAAACUGUGUCAUUGAACUGGGACCAGUUCAAGCUGGGAUCAGUUGCAAACUGGAUUUGACCUGGUCCCAGUUUGAACUGGUCCCAGUUGGAAAAUUUUUCAUCUGGGGUUUCGAUACCCAGACAGUCAGGAGUGAGGAGGAGAAGGGCUCGCGCGACGAGGUGGUCAUGCGAACAAGAGAAGAACUGAAGAAAGAAAGAAACGAAGAGAGAAACUUGGUUAGCCCCCAUCGCACUUUUUUCUUCCCUGGCUUCCAGGUCUACAGCCUGGACAGGCCUGCGGACCUCAUCUCCCUCAUGCGAAGCUCUUGCCGUUCAGAUUACGCCCCUCGUGGCGGAUCUUUGACGAUAGUGAACGUGUACUGUCCGGCAGGCUUUCAAUCACCUUCUAUCCUCCACAAUGUCCUCGUUAACGCAUCUCAUCAGUUCCUCGUCGUCGGCGACUUCAACUCCCAUCACACCACAUGGGGCCUCAAGACUGACGCAUGCGGUAGGGAGCUCUGGAACUGGAUCUGCCUGCGUAAUCUCUCUCUAGCGAAUGACGGCUCCCCAACGUUCCUACGCGGGACGACGCGAUCCGUUCUCGACCUCACUCUCUGCUCCCCAUCGCAAACAAGCCUCGCCCUACUCCUUGACGAAUGUGUUGGACUACCUGCCGUGGACCGCGCUUCCCGAGCUACCGAUGCACUCUCGCGCUCAAUAGUGACGGCUACGUUUCACCUUGAGAGGCACUCAUCGUCAAAUUGUGCGCCUUGGUGGUCCGAGGAAUGCACUAGAGCCUAUCGCCGCCGCAAGGCCGCCUGGAAGCAGGUUCUCUCAAACACGUCCCAUGCAAAUUGGAAGAACUACCAAUUCCUCAAGGCCGUCUUCAAGCGUACCAUCUCCGCCGCUAAGCAAGUCUUUUAUAAUAGCCGCAACUCCUUCCUGUCCCACCCGAAGCGCAGGAAGGCCUUGUACAAGCACAUCGCUUACAUUCGGAGGUCUUUCUCUAGCGCCUCAUGCAAUGAGCUUUCUGUCGCCCCUGACGACGUCGCAAAAGCCAGGCUUGAAGCUGUUGCCGAACGUCUCUCCCUACGCUUCCGGAAUGCAGUUCCCCGUGGCCCUCCCUUUCCCCAAGCGUCGCCAUCUGGCUUCUUCCCUGUAACUGAAGAGGAGCUCGAUGCUGUCGUGCGCUCCCUACCUAGAUCUGCACCCGGUCCGGAUGGCAUCACCAGCGCAAUGGUGAAGUCUUUGUGGGCGUCUCACCCUCAUGAACUUUUAAAUAUCGCGAACGUAUCCGUGGAGCACGCAUGGAUCCCCGGUGUCUGGAAAAUUGCGAGAGUGGCGGUCAUCAAGAAAGUUCCCUCCAGGGGCCUGGAGAUAGACAACGUCCGCCCAAUUGCACUGACUUCUGUCCUUUGCAAGACCACAGAGCGCGUUUUGCACCGCCGGCUCGAGUCUUACUUAGAGGCCUCAUCUGUACUCAAUGAUAGCCAGAUUAGGUUCCGCCCUCGAUGCUCUAUCUGGAUGGCACAUGUGAAUCUUGAAAGCCAGAUCCGCCACGCACGAGAGACUGGAAAUAUCUCUGCCCUGGUUGCACUAGAUGUUGCUAAGGCUUAUGACAGCGUGGAGCACAGCGUCCUACUCCACAUAAUGGCUUCGGUGCGCGUUCCCCCCUACAUCAUCUCCUGGGUCGACAGCUUCCUUACAGGGAGGUCAUUCUUCUGUUCCGACGGCCGCUUUACCUCCUCGCAGCAAGCUCAGCACAGAGGCGUACCCCAAGGCUCCGUCCUGUCACCCCUGCUUUUUAAUAUCCUGAUGAGCUCUCUGCCCUUCGACCAGAACAUCCUCACCAUAACCUACGCUAAUGACAUAGCCUUCUUUGCCUCUUCCCCGUCGCUGCACCUGCUAUAUGAGAAGCUGCAAGUGUACCUCAACGCACUUUCCGCCUGGAUGCGCUCUGUUCACCUCUCGCUGAACGUUCAGAAGUGCGCGGUGCUCCUUUUCACACCCUCUAGGUACCCUUCGAGCCCUGUGACGACCGAUCUCAAGGGUGCCUCCGGGUCCAUCCGCCAGACGAACCUGCUGAAAUACCUCGGUGACUGGUAUGAGGGACACUUGGACUGGGCCCACCAUCUGGAGGUUGUCAGCCAAAAAGCCACGAAGGCAUGUAGCCUUCUCCAUCGCUGCUCCAGCACCCGUAUUGGGAUGCGCAGAAACGCCCUCCUGCUCGUUUACAAGUGCUACAUCCGUCCUGUCCUGGAAUUCGGCUGCGUCCUUUUCUCCCACCUCCCUGAUUACCGCCUUAGAAGGCUCUUCAUCAUCGAGAGGAAGGCGCUACGUCAUUGUUUGGGCCUCCCUAAAUACACCUCGAACCAAGCACUAUACUGCGAAGCACGCAUCCUUCCUCUGAAAUCACGUUUCCGUGUCCUGCCAAUUAACACUUUCCUCUCCUUGUGCCAGAGCCCUUUGUCUUUGAGGCACAAUGGAGCCCUCAGGGACAUGCGUUAUUGGCUGGACAGGCGAUGGCGCAAAUCAAACACCCCGCAGCUGGUCUUCGCCGAGCUUUUGCUGAAACCUUUGGGUGUGUCGCUGACAGACGUCCCUCCGCCUUGCUACCCCCUCUUCUGCCCAUCUGUGAAGAUUGAGGAUGUCUUUCAACCCGGCACCAGUUUUACAGACCACAAUAAGCUUGAGGUAAUCCUCAAUCGCCACAUUGACCGCUUUCCUGAACACCUGGUGGUAGCAACUGUCGCGUCUGUCUCUGGUCAGCGCGCCGGCGUGGGCCUCGUUUUCCCCCGUCUUGAUGGUCACUUCCCCAUCCGCCUCCCUGACUACAUCCCAGUCUUCGAGAGCGAAUUCCUCGCUAUUGUUCUGGCUCUUAGGAUGGUCCCUGCCCGCAAUUGCAAGACGCUGCUCCUAUCAGACUCCCUAUCAGUCAUCACAUCUCUGGCGAACCCGUCUAGCCCACUGCUGCAAUUGCUUGCCUCCCUCACUCCGCCCCACAUCUCCGAAAUCGUGCUAACGUGGAUCCCCGGACACAAGGGCCUCACGCUCAAUGAAGCAGCUGACAGCCUGGCGAAGAUCUCCCUUACUGAGCCCACCCAGACAACACGCAAAGUCCCUCGGAUGUCCUGGCGUUCCCAUCAGGUCCCAAAAAUAAGAAUGUCCCGCUGA
Molecule: messenger RNA, 3732 nt
Organism: Ornithodoros turicata
Lineage: Eukaryota; Metazoa; Arthropoda; Arachnida; Ixodida; Argasidae
Exons: 7
Coding region: 1-3732 (1243 amino acids)
Molecular function (GO): nucleic acid binding; RNA-DNA hybrid ribonuclease activity
Source: RefSeq, a predicted model, not a curated record